UGCACGACGGGUAAUUGUAUACAAACUGCAGGGGUAAAAACGCGACGCAUUUCUCAUCCGUCCGCUUUUUGACCUGCCAAAGAUGGGAUGUUCAAGCUCCACGGGCGUCGUGGUUCACCCGCUGGCGGAGGCGAGCCGCGACGAGGAUGAAGCAGGAUCUAAAUCCAGCGGACGUGGCGACUCAGCCAGGUCAAAGGGCACAACGGACAGCGGGGUCAUGAUGGAAAACAGAGACCAUCUGGUGUUACCUGGAGGAUUACCAAAUAAAAUCCCUCCUCUACCGUCAGAGAGCCUCAUGGAAUGUGUUGCACCAAAUGAUGCUGAGUCGGACUUGCUGCAGGAUGACGUCACAGCCCAGGGGCGUCUCAAGUCCAUGGAGAUACUGGAAGAGCUGUGGAGUCAGGGCAUCAUCCCAGUGGGACAAAUACAGGAGAAAGACAGUGGAGCUGCCUACUGCAUCAUGCACGAAUCCAGACGCGUCACUAGAAGACUUCCUGCCAGGUUGGAGUCACUGAAGGCCAAAAAGGUUCAAAGCCACAGCAGAGAAGAGUUUGAUGAAAAAAUGAGGCUGGCUGAGGAGAGACGCAAGAUGAAGCAAGAAGAAAUGAAGAACCGUUUAAGGACAAACACGUCGCAAGGUCGACGACCGGCUCCCGUCUCCAGCGGCGAGGAGGAAACAGACUCGACCUUGAGUCCUGUGGAGUCGCUACAUCUCCCAGCAGCCAGGGCAGCGUCUCCAGCUUCUGCGCUCCACGGCCAGGCCCCACGCAAAGGAGCCCUGGGAGGAGAGUGGGUCAAAGGGGCUGAAGGAGACAGCAGGGAGUGGCCGGAGGAAAAACACGAGGGGGGAAAAACGAGGCAAGGAAGGGAGGAGAUGGGAGAGGAAGGAGAUCACCUGGAGAGAGGUGGGAUGGAGGAAGAGGAGCUGACUCCGGUGGAGGAGCUGAGGCCGGGCGAGCUCCUCGAUUCUUUAGAGGAACUGGAGAGUGACUCCAGCUUUCAACGUGCCGAGGACAAGGACGAAAUGUUUUAGUUUAUCACAUAACGGAGCCUCUAAUCAGCGCUUUAUAGGAGAGGAGAGGAAGGCAGCCAAAGGAUUUCAUUUUGCACAUUCACAGAAGAUGUUGUUGGCCUCAUGGAUCUUAUUAAACAAAUGUAAAAGGGCAAAUGAACUCUGUUUUUACUGAACUGUAAUGUUGAGCUCACCUUAAAAACUGAAUGAGCUCUUGUUAGAGUUUCGUUGACUUUUUAGAAAGAGGUAGAAAUAGAGCAGACUUUUUGUUCAACACAAGAUGGCGUCGUUUCAGUGAGUAAUGCAUGUUUUCUACUCACUUAAAUAAUGCCAUUGAAUCUGUAAAAUAAACUAUAAAAAGGGGGGAUUUUAAUCUCAGAAGAUAUAAGGUUUAUUUCUGAAGUAUUCUAGUAAGCAUACAGAAUAGCUAUGAGUCUAAAUAUUCCGAUUUUUCAGGAAAAACAAAUCAAAGAGUGCUUCAUUAAUAGUUUCAGGAAUAAAAACAUAUUUUUACAUUUUAGCUUUGAAGGACUCGACAGGAGGGGUUGUGUCCAAACGGAUGAA
This is a messenger RNA of Xiphophorus maculatus (southern platyfish), 1576 nucleotides long. RefSeq names its product stathmin domain containing 1 (gene stmnd1). Bases 83 to 1033 code for a protein of 316 amino acids. The transcript is spliced from 5 exons. Lineage: Eukaryota; Metazoa; Chordata; Actinopteri; Cyprinodontiformes; Poeciliidae. The record is from RefSeq and is a predicted model, not a curated record.